Messenger RNA from Acytostelium subglobosum LB1, 3057 nucleotides. RefSeq lists its product as hypothetical. Gene Ontology annotation, cellular component: nuclear membrane; cytoplasm. Lineage: Eukaryota; Evosea; Eumycetozoa; Acytosteliales; Acytosteliaceae. Gene Ontology annotation, molecular function: small GTPase binding. The record is from RefSeq and is a predicted model, not a curated record. The transcript has 4 exons. The coding region runs from base 1 to 3057 and encodes 1018 amino acids. Gene Ontology annotation, biological process: protein import into nucleus.
AUGAAUGGCAACAAUAGUAGUAGUAGUAGUAGUAAUGGGUUCGGCACUAGUAGCAAUAUAAAGAAUAAUGGUGUUAGUAAUAGCAUCACUUCACCAACUAUAUCAUCACCAACUACAUCAUCUACAUCGACAACAACAUCAACAUCAACAACAUCAACACAACCAACACUUAAUGUUGUAGAUAAUGGAGUAUUGGCACCACCUACUGUAGAGACUAUAUCACAGGCAUUGGUUGCACUGUAUCAAUCAAAUGAUGCUACAGUUAGAGACAUGGCCAACAAAUGGUUGAUGCACAUUCAGACCCUACCAGAGGCCUGGGAAUUCUGUCCCAAGUUGAUCUUUGGUACCAAUGUAAUGGAGUUACAAUUCUUUGGAGCAUCUACUUUGGAACAAAAGUUGAGAAAGGAAUGGAUAUCAUUGCAAACGGAUGUUAGGAUUAGGAUAUUCAACGUGAUGGUUAACCUGACAGAGCACACGAUCAAGUUGACCAAUAGUGUCGUUUCGACAAGGGUAUGCGUGGCACUCAGUAUAAUGGCCAUGUACACAUACUCAUCGCUGUGGAAGCGCCCACUGGACGACGUGAUGCACUUGUGCAGUCCGAACCUCGACCAGCCACUGGUCGACAUGCGCAUGGAUCGUCUGCGCUUCGUGCUCGACUUCCUCACGAUCUUCCCCGAGGAGCUGAUCACCUGCGCCAUCUCAUACUCGACAAAGAUCGUCAAGCGCGAGAUCACCACAGACAUUGACGUCGUGUACCAGUACCUGCUGGCCUGUCUGACCAUCCCUCCACAGGUACAGGGCCGUCCAGAGCAGAAGCAGAUACUGCGCGCGCUGUCUGCCUGGCUGCACUACAUGCUGCCCAUCAAGACAGAGAUACUGCGCACGAUUUUCGAGAGCACAUUGGCAACCGUCGACAAGGACCCAUCGCAGAUUGAGCUGAUGUGCACGCUGAUCGAGCGGUCGCUCGUGCAUCUGUCGGCGCGUCUCUCACCCGAGGUCGAGCAGAUGUUUGUGUUGGUGGCCGAGAACCUCCUGGCUUUGAUGCCGCCCAACUUUGCCCGCGCGAUGCAAGAGGGCCGCUUCGAGACGGCCAAGGCCAUCUGCCACCUCUUUGUCCAGGUACUGUAUCACAACUCAUCCAAGCUGCUCAAGGCUGAUCUGGUCAAGCGAUAUCUCGAGACCCUGCUGCACUUUGUCCAGCAGGGCAAUCACGAGAUGUGCGAGCUGAUGCAGCCAUUGUUCCAGGAGCUCAAGGGACGCACAGAGUACACACACGAGUCGCUGGGCAAGGAGUACCUGGACAACUACUUCCUGAGCAUGCUACAUCGAUUGCUCACUUUGGCGGUCUACUGCACGGACGACCCCUCGCAGACCACUACAUUCCGCAAGACCGUCAAGGACAUGCUUUUGAACAUACAGCGUGCCCUCUUUGACAAGAGCAACUUUUUCAUCAAUCACCUGGUGGCGCAACUGCAGAGCGACCUUCAGAACAACGUGCAGGAGUGGCAAAAGUACGAGGUGACGCUGGCUUUUAUCUCGAUGUUGACCGAGCCCAGUAACAAGGACUCCAAGUAUAUGGCCGUGUUGCUGCAGCUCAUCCCAACCCUCCCCGUCAAGACGCUGCCCUUGAUCAAGACCUCGAUCGUACUGAUUGGCAAGAUGUCUGGAUACCUGCAGGGUGAUGUAGCCGCACUGGAAAAGGUGGUGGCUGAUCUGAUCCCGGCCUUCUCCUCGCCCGACUUGCUAGAGGUGGCCGCCAACUCAUUCUACUGUCUCACGGUCACCAGGCAGUGCGCACAACAUCUCAUGACCAAUAUCACGGCUAUCUUGAACUUGUGUGCGCCACAUCUCAAAUCGAACCAGACUCAUCCAUCCAUUGUCAGGGUAUACGAGGCCCUGCUCUACAUCAUCCGAGUCGUCCCCUCAUCACAGUUGGCUGAGCCCUUCCAGAAGCUGCUCAUACCAGUCAUAGAGAAUGUCACUCAAAUCAUUCAAGCAGGCGCGACAUCAAAGUCAUUACAAUUGUUAAAGAUACAGCUGAAAGUUUAUGAGAAGACGAUCAAUCUUGUGGACUUGGACGACAAGUCAAUACCAAAGGAACAUCCACUUUAUCACUUGUAUCGCGUGAUCGUUCCACAGAUGGAGACCGUACUCAAUGUGUUUGGAUCGGAUUCAGACGUACUGGAGGAGAUAUCAAAGAUGUACAGAUGGACACUCAUGUAUUGCAAGCCAUUGAUUGAGGACUUUGUGGUGAGCAUCAUCAAGCAGGCGACGACCGCCUUCACCAGGAAUCCCAGCCACCACCUCCUUCAGGUGCUUUUCACUGUCAAUGGCAACAUGACCUCACCAGAGGUGGACGAUACCAUCAGACAGGCAUUAUCAAUGAUCUCGACAACCACUUUCCAAGUGCUGAGGAGUGAGACUGUUCAAAAUGUGAACCUUCCCCUGUCCGCCUCACAUCCUCUCAAGAAGUACCCCACCGAUCCACAAUACCUACUCAGCUUCUCAGUUCGAAGUGACCUCUCCAAAGAAUACUUUACCAUGCUUAUACAUAUGCUCAAGAGUUAUCCACAAUGCGUGGAUGUGAAUAUCGUAGCCACAGUGUUCACUUAUGUGUUGCACAACAUAUUGGAUGUGAAUGAUGUGUCGACGAAUAGGAACUGCUUCAUCUUGAUGGAGUCGAUACUGAUGCUAAAGAAGUCUUCAAACGAGAUUGUACGACAACGUUUCGAGGAGACCGUCAACCAGGUGAUUGCCACGCAAGGUGGAGUGCUGCUGAGGAACCUGUUGGUGGGCGUGGCCUUUCUGUUUAAUUACCCGAUGAUCAACUUUGCAGCGGACGUGUUCCAGGCAUACGGCACAGUGUUUCCAACACCGUUCAGACAGGAGCUGAGGAAGUUCCUGAUCAACACUGACUUCUUGAGCGGCAUCGUCGACUCUGCCGACAAGCAAGUCUUCCUUACUCAAUUACAACGAGUGAAUGAGUCCAAGGAGGAGUACAGGUUUGCCAAUCAAACCUUUGCCAUGCUCUGCAAAGGUCCAAAGUGGUCGUCUUGA